AUCUACCAAUAAGUUGGACUUUUACCCGCUACAUACACCAGAUCAUCCCUAUAUCAAAACACAAAGGCUACACCCAAAGUCCAGCUAUCUCCUUACCUUAAGCAACCAUGAAGAUCACCACCUCAGCCCUCAUCACCGCCAUUCUCUACGGCCUCGCAACAGCCAUCCCAAACCCGGGCGUCCUCUCCGGCAGAUACGUGCGCGACCAGUGCGUCGACGACGGCGGUACCUGGAUUUCCUGCGAGUACCCUGACUACUUCCUCAAGUGCGACGACGGCCACCCCAGCUUGUACACGUGCGAUGGAGGAUGUCAGGCUUCUGGGUGUACUCCCGGCAAUGACGCGUAUCCAGUGCAAAGCGAGCACUCUACCACUGAGUUACACGCCCUUAGUGGGCAAGGAGUGCUUGCCAAUAGUUAUAUGACAUUCCCUAAAUGUGCGCUAUAA
This is a messenger RNA of Annulohypoxylon maeteangense, 446 nucleotides long. RefSeq lists its product as uncharacterized. The record is from RefSeq and is a predicted model, not a curated record. The coding region runs from base 108 to 446 and encodes 112 amino acids. The transcript has 2 exons. NCBI's taxonomy places the organism in Eukaryota, Fungi, Ascomycota, Sordariomycetes, Xylariales, Hypoxylaceae.